This is a messenger RNA of Phymastichus coffea, 3960 nucleotides long. Its product is annotated as protein argonaute-2-like. The coding region runs from base 217 to 3672 and encodes 1151 amino acids. NCBI's taxonomy places the organism in Eukaryota, Metazoa, Arthropoda, Insecta, Hymenoptera, Eulophidae. Gene Ontology annotation, molecular function: RNA binding; protein binding. The transcript has 17 exons. The record is from RefSeq and is a predicted model, not a curated record.
UAAAGAUUGUCAUGAUCGAGAAACACUUCAUUUGAAAAAGAACGAGACCACAUUUAGUUGUUUGAAAAUUCAGUUUUAGCACUGGAUCAAUUAGAAAUUGAUUUCCUUCCGCAUAUUGUUGUAAUACAAACAUAAGCUUGAACUUGCAGCAAACGAAAAGUAAACGAAGUAUAUGGUCAAUUCUCGCUCAGUAUUGUUGAAAAGAAUUGUCGAAAAAUGUCGAGAAAAGGUGGAAAGAAGAAGAAGGAAAUUCAGGGUACCCUGAGCAGAGAACUUGAUGAAGUACAAGCAGGACAAAGCUGUUCAAGAGCUGGUAAUGAGACUGGAUCUCAAGUUCAACCUUCAUCAAGUCAACCUCCUCAAGCACGAGGGGGCAGAGGCAGAGGCAGAGGUCGUCCACUAGAGCUAUUACAGCAACAGCAGCAGCCUGGUCAACAGCAACCUCAGCAACAAGAACAAAGUUUUCAAGCUUCAAGUUCAGGGCAACAAAGACAGAGUUCUGAUAGAGAACGAGGAAGAAGUUAUCACGGUCGAGGUAGAGGAUUCUCAGGUGUAAGGCAUGAGAGAUUGGCUCCUGGAUCUGGACAUGGACAAAGUUCAAGAUCUGCCCUACCAUUGCAGCAAGGUCUGCAGCAAAGAUCAGUUCAGAGUCUUGAGCCACAACAACUCCAACAAUCUCAUACAUCUGUAUGGAGGCCAAUGCCUCAAGCACCUCAAGAGAAAGAAAUUGAACAAGCUCAACAUUUGCGUCAACCUGCAUGGAUGCAACCUCAACAAUCAACAUCAUCUCUUCAACAAACUCCCCCAAAAUCACCGCAGUCCAAAGACUUUCCUGCACCUAUGUGGGAGUCAGUGCUGCAAUUACCUCAGGAGAAAGAACCUCAAACUCCACAAUCACGCCAACCUGCAUGGAUGCAGUCAACUAGAUCUCUUCAACGAACACCUCCAAAACCACAGCAUUCUACGAAACAAAUACCUGUUAGUAGAUUACCUGCUGCUGAGAGUGUCACUGAAGCAUUAUCUGAUUUAUCAUUAGAGCAACAGUCCUCUAGUUUGCAAUCAUCAUCUUCAACAGAUGUUAAAAAAAAAGUUUCUGUGGGAACUUUGAAGAUUCCACAACGCAAAGACUUUAAUAAAGCUGGAACUUUAGGACAAAAAAUAUCAGUUCUUACCAACAUGAUUCAAAUUAGUUUUGGAAGACAGUUCAAAUCAAAGGUGAUUCAUUAUGAUGUUGAUAUUGUACCAGAUAAACCCAAACAUCUUAUGAGAUGUGUAUUUGAAACAGCCCAAAAGGAAUUAUUUCCAAAAAGAUUUCCAGCAUAUGAUGGGAUGAAGAAUAUAUACAGCGCAGGACUUUUACCUAUUGAAGUUCCAAAAACUAUUAAUGUUACUGUAAUCACUGAAAAUGGCAAUGAAAAGAUGUUCAAAAUUACAUUCAACAAAGCUGCUGACCUUGAUUUAGCUUGGCUUAACAAUUUUGGACCUGGUCAAGAAAUUGAAAGAAAUCAAAGCUGCAUACAGGCCCUUGAUAUAAUACUACGUACGGCUCCAGUAUUGAAAUCUACACCUGUUGGAAGGUCAUUUUUUACACCACCAGCAGAAAGUGAUCUAAAGUCCUUGGGAGGAGGUAUGGAUCUCUGGGUCGGACACUUUCAAUCAGCAAUUUUGGGCUGGAAACCAUUUUUAAAUGUUGAUGUGGCUCACAAAGGAUUUCCGACACCUAAACCAGUUAUAGAAGUAAUAAAAGAGAUAAUUCUUAGUCAUUACCCCAAACCGCCUGAUGGAAAACAAGAACCAAUGGUAUUAACAGCCAACCUUAUCAAUCAGCACAAGGAGGAUAUAAGCCAAUUUUUAACUGGUGUGAAAGUUAUUUAUGAAAUUCCUAAUGAAUCAAGCUCAAAAAGAAUCCAACCAAUCAUUGGAUUUGUCACAUGCCCAAAAGAAAAUAGUUUUGAGCUUAAUGACGGUCGAGUAGUUACCAUUGAGCGAUAUUUUCAAAUAAAAAAAAACUAUAUUAUAAAGCAUCCAGAUUAUCCUUGUUUAUGGAUCGGCAGGAGGGAUAGGAAUGUUCAUGUUCCAUUAGAACUAUGUAAAGUCUUUGAAGGGCAAGCAACUUUAAAGAAAUUGAAUGAUAAUCAAACUGCUGAAAUGAUACGCCAUUCUGCUACUAAUACGGAAGAACGUAAAAAUAAAAUAAUGGAUGCAUUCAGGAGGAUGGGUUACAACGCAAAUCCGUGUAUGAAGGAAUUUGGUAUUUCCGUAAAUGGAGAAUUUACGACAGUUCCUGCUCGAGUUUUAAAUCCACCAACAUUGAAAUACAAAAAUAAUACUGUUACUCCGUUAAAAGGACAGUGGCGUAUAGAUGGAUCAGAGUUUCUACAGACAACUUCAUCAAUUUUCAAGGACAAUUCUUGGACAAUUUUAAAUCUCAAUUUUCGAACUCAAGAUCGUGAGCUUUAUGAUUUUGCUAACGAAAUGAAGAAAAUAGCUGCAACCUUCGGUCUCACUAUUGGGAAAUUUGCUACGCCAUUUCAAAAGAUAGAUGUAAGACGUAUGGUGAACUGCAUGGGAAAGCUUAGAGAUUAUUUCCAAUAUCAGAAGAAGAUUGGAAUAAAGCUAAUAAUCGUUAUAAUUCCAGAUGUGAAAGGCCCAUACUGUUGGGUUAAACAAGUUUCGGAAUUGAAUGUUGGAAUAUUAACACAAUGUUUAAAAAGCAAAACUUUGUUUAAAGUUCAAAAGGAUAGAAACCCUUUUACAUUGACGAAUAUAUUAUUAAAAAUAAAUGCUAAAUUAAAUGGUAUCAAUCAUAUGAUAGCAGAAGAAAGUAAACAGCUAUAUGAGUUGCCAUUCUGUCUUAAAAAACCAUGCAUGAUAGUUGGUGCAGAUGUUACGCAUCCAUCGCCAGAUUCAAAGAGCGUUCCAUCAAUAGCAGCUGUGGUUGCUAGUCAUGAUCCACGAGCCUUUCAAUAUAAUAUUGAAAUGAGAUUACAACCUCCAAGGCAGGAAAUUAUUGGAGAGCUAACUGAAAUUAUGAUAAAACAAUUGGAAUUCUUUUUUGAAAAAACUGGGCACUGGCCUCUUAGAAUUAUUUUCUAUAGAGAUGGGGUUAGUGAGGGUCAGUUCAUGCAAGUAUUAAAAGAGGAACUCACAGCUAUCAGAAAAGCUUGCAAAGCAGUCAAGGUAAAAGUAGAGAACCACAUAAAACAGAGCUAUGAGCCACCGAUUACUUUUUUGGUUGUCCAAAAAAGACAUCAUACAAGAUUUUUUCCAGUAGAUCCUAAAGACUGUGAUGAUAAAAAUUUGAAUGUUAAGGCUGGAACUAUUGUUGAUACGGUAAUUACUCAUCCAACCGAUAUUGAUUUUUACCUGGUAUCUCACGCAAGUAUACAGGGUGCUGCAAGACCAACUAAGUACAGAUGCCUGUGGGAUGACGCUGACAUGAAAGAAAACGAAAUCGAACAAUUGACAUAUUACUUAUGCCAUAUGUUUUCUCGUUGUGCUAGAUCAGUUUCAUAUCCAACACCAACAUACUAUGCUCAUUUAGCAGCUUUUAGAGCAAGGGCAUUAACACAGGAUGUGAUCAUUGAUUUGAACAAUUUACCUCGAGAGCAAAAGAAUAAAUUGACUGUGACACCAGAUUUUCUGAGGAGCUCACCAAUGUUUUUUGUAUAGUUGUACAAAAAAAGUUUCAAAAUGAUCAUCGUCUAAUGGUUUUAAUCGUAGUAUUUAACAUUUUUCAAUUAAAAAAACAAUUUUACUUUAAAAAAAUACAUUUGAGAAUAUCAAGUGUUAGUCAAAUUUACUGUUACUUGUAUUAGUCAAGAAUAAGUAAUAUUUGAAGAAAUUGUGCUAUAACAUUUAUAUUCUUGAUUAUAUCUUUUAUAAAUUUAUUUUAUUGAUCGAAGAUCAAUCAAAGUACCUAAAUAAAUUCUAAAGCUAGCAUAACAUAAAAAAAUCAAA